AUGAGCUCACCAUCAUACCGCCUUGGGGUAGACGUUGGGGGUACCUUCACCGAUCUGUUGCUGCUUCGAGAAGAUACUGGGGAGACAUUGCGAGCCAAGGUCCCUUCAACCCCCGAAGAUCAAUCUCUGGCCGUUAUACGAGGCAAAGGUCAGAUUCUGUCUAAGAUACCCAAUGGUGCGGAUACAGUUCUCCACGUGGUCAAUCACGGGACCACGGUGGCAACUAAUGUGAUACUGGAGCAGAAGGGUGCAAAAGUUGCGCUUGUUGUCACCGAGGGCUACAAAGAUAUCCUACAGACGCGGAGAUCCCAGGUUCCUGGCAAUUUGGCGAGCUGGAUCAUAUGGCCGAAGCCGGAGCCACUGGCUCCAUUAGAACUUACAGUUGAAGCGCCAGGAAGACUUGCUACCGACGGGACAGAAGUCCGCACUUUCGAUGAGGCGAUCUUUGAGAAGAAAUUUCGGCCUAUCGUGAAAGAAAAACCAGAUGCUGUGACAAUCAGUCUGAUCAAUUCUUUCGCAAAUCCGGCGCAUGAGCAAGCCGCUAAGCGUGUGGUAGCCAAGCUACUUCCAGACACCUCUAUCUCAAUCUCCUCGGAGGUCUUACCUGAGCUAAUGGAGUAUGAGCGCACGAUAACAACGGUUGUCAACUCCUAUGUCGAGCCGAGUGUCAGAAAUUAUCUUAGCAAUCUUCUCCUGUCUUUAGAGGGAAAAGCCAAACAUCUUCGCAUUCUACGAUCUGAUGGGGGUCUAUCUUCGGUCAGUCUCGCAAGUCGAUUCCCCGUCACCUGGGUCCUGUCUGGUCCGGCUGGAGGCGUGUCUGGCGUAGUCUCGGUCGUCGCAGAUCAGACUAGAUUCAAGAAUCUGAUCACCUUGGACAUGGGUGGUACCAGCACUGACGUUGCACUGAUUGAAAAUGGGGUACCGCGGAUACGGCGAGAGACCAAAGUCGCCGAUCUAGUUGUCAAGGCACCUUCUGUUGAUGUCCGUACCGUUGGAGCCGGUGGUGGCUCAAUCGCGAGGGUUCCUGAAAUAACGAAAGCUCUCAGGGUUGGUCCUGAGAGUGCUGGGGCAGUGCCAGGACCAGCAUGCUACGGCAAGGGUGGCUCUACGGCUACCGUUACUGAUGCAAACGCUGUGCUAGGAUACCUACCAAGAUCUCUCCUGGGAGGAACCUUCGAUCUGGAUCUGGAUGCAGCGAAAAGGGCUGUGCAGCAAGUUGCAGAUGGUCUAGGCAUUGGUUUGUAUGAAGCUGCAGAAGGCAUACUAAAGGUCUCGAAUGAGACUAUGUAUGGUGCACUCCGUCUGGUCUCCGUCGAACAAGGCUAUGACCCCAGAGACUUUAGCCUCGUUGCUUUUGGCGGCGCAGGACCCCUACAUGCGAAUUCUCUAGGAAAACUACUUGGCGCCUUUCCCGUCAUCAUACCACCGUCUCCCGGGGUACUCUGCGCUUUUGGUGACGCAAUGACUCUUCUUCGUCAUGAAGUUGGGAAAACCUUCAUUAGAGUCCUGCAGCAAACGGAUAAGCAGGAAAUCUUGGGUGCCUUCGAUGAGUUGCUUGGACAGGCUAAAGCUGUGAUGCGUGAUGAGCAGGGUGUGCCGGAAGAAAAACAGCUUCAUAAAUUCCAAGCGGAUCUACGCUACAAUGGACAGUCUAUCAAUAUCCCAGUCAACGUCGACCUCGAGAGUCUGCGGACAAUUGAGCUCCCAUAUCUACAGGAGCUCUUCGAAGCCGAACAUGUUAAACUCUUCACGUAUCGUUUAUCUUCAGAUGUCGAGCUUGUGAACCUGAGAGUAAUUGCAGAAGAGCUGAAGACUGACCUACCCAUCAAGAAGCUGGAGCACGCUACCUCUAUCAACCCUCCGUACUCUUCAGUCUCUUCGAAAACAAAUCUGAUUUUCGAAGGCAAAGAGUUUCUAGACAGUCCAAUUUGGGACCGAUUGAGUCUGAAGAAUGGUCAUGCCGUACUCGGCCCUUGCAUCAUCAGUGAGAUGGACUCGAACACUGUAGUCCUUCCAGGGUUUCGAGCCGAAGUCGAUCCCGUCGGAAACAUUCUAAUAUAUCAAGUGAGGGACAAGGAAGACCCUGAAAAUCCUGAUAUCAAGGAACUUGAUACUGUGACCGUCGAUAUCUUCGAGAAUGCCUUGCGUAACGCCCGCAAUGAGAUGGACACAUUGAUGACCAGGACAACCAUGAGUCCAGCCAUUCGAGAGCAGCAAGACGAGUUCAACGUCAUCGCCGAGCCCACAGGUAAGAUGGUUGUUGGUCAGUUUGGAUCAUUUAUUGGUCAAUUCUUGAAUGUGUGGAAAGAUACUAUUGGACCUGGAGACAUCUUCCUUACAAACGAUCCUUACUCUGUGUCUGGAGCUGUGUCGCACCACAACGACUGGCUUAUCCUGAUGCCAAUUCACGUGAACGAAAAAUUGAUUGCUUGGACAGCAAAUUUCGGCCACAUGACGGAUGUGGGCGGAAGCGUUCCGGGAUCUCUUCCAUGCGCAGCUAGUAGCAUCUUCGAGGAAGGCAUCCAGAUCCCCAUUACCAAAGUCGCUUCGAAAGGAGUCUGGAACGAGGACUUGAUGGAAGUCAUCUACAGAAAUGUCCGCCUUCCUGACUGGAAUCGUGGUGACGUUCGAGCACUUGUAGCUGCUUGUACCAUUGCUGGGAAACGCAUGACCGAACUCUACACGCGUUUCGGAGACACAGUCUAUUUCGCCGCCAUCGACGAGCUCCUUAGUCGUAACCGUAAAGCGGUCUCCUCCAUCAUUAAUACCUCCAUCGCCGACGAGCCCGCUUAUUUCGAAGACUGGAUCGAUGAUGACGGGCAAGGUGUUGGACCCUGGAAGUUAGCAUGCACUAUGUUUAAAAAGGACGGCCGACUGAUGUUCGAUUUCUCUGGGACCGACCCGCAGUCGCCAUCAUCGAUCAACUUCUACCUCAGUGUCAACAUGUUCAAAAUUUUUGUCGGCGUUUACCUCUUGGUCGUCUACGACUCUAGCGUUGUAGCUAAUGACGGUUUCCAUGACCUCAUAGAUGUCCACAUUCCAGAAGGCAGUCUUCUCAAACCAAUCCGGCCAGCCGCGGUGUCCUGUCGCACACAUUUCCUAGCUAGAGUGAUGGACGUCUUGUCCGCUCUUCUGGGCCAGAAAUCUCCGGAGUUCAUGACAGCUGCGGGGUUCAGUGACAGUCCUCAUCUGAUGUACUCGGGCUAUAGGCAGAGCGGAGAGUGGUUCCAACUUUACUGGAUUGGCUUCGGCGGCAUACCGGGGAGACCGAUUGGGGAUGGGCCUGAUGGACACUGUCUUUGGCCGGCGAUGAAGGCUAUACCGAACGAGUUUCUGGAGCUUUACUAUCCGCUGCGCAUUGAGGUCUUUGAUACUGUUGCAGAUUCUGGCGGACCUGGGCUGUAUCGUGGUGGGAAUGCACAGCGUAUCUUCUGGCGCUUCCUGGAAGAUGGAUUCAUCUCGAUUCAUGACGAUCGAUGGCUGUCUAAGCCGUGGGGUGUGCUGGGUGGUGAGCCGGGUGCACGGUCUACAAAGGUGCUGGUGAAAUAUUCGAAGGAUCAGGAGAACCCGCCCAGAGAAGCGCUGGGCAGUAAGCAAGACCGUAUUAAGGUAAGUAAUGGAGAUGUACUGGAGUGGAUUACUUGGGGUGGCGGCGGUUGGGGUGAUCCUCUUAAGCGCGACCCUGAGGCUGUGGCGCUGGAAGUCCGUCGCAGGCUCGUUACAGCUGAGGGUGCGAGGAGAUAUGGUGUCGUGUUGCAUGGGAACUGCACUGUGGAUGCAAAAGGCACGGCUAAUUUGAGGGAAGAGAUGAGAGUUGCACCUCUUCGUGAGAGGGGGAGAGAGGAGGUCUUCAAUCGCGGUGGGUCGUGGGAGGAGCUUCGAACUAAUUGUUUGGAGGAGACUGGACUGGCAGCUCCGAUACCGCCUUGGGAGGUGAACCUGAGGGGCCCGAUGACACAGUUGCCAUGGUUUAAGGAGUGGAAAGACAAGCAUAGUCACCAGGCGAGACGGCAACAGUCAAUAUGA
Molecule: messenger RNA, 4026 nt
Organism: Letharia columbiana
Lineage: Eukaryota; Fungi; Ascomycota; Lecanoromycetes; Lecanorales; Parmeliaceae
Exons: 3
Coding region: 1-4026 (1341 amino acids)
Biological process (GO): glutathione metabolic process
Cellular component (GO): cytosol
Molecular function (GO): 5-oxoprolinase (ATP-hydrolyzing) activity
Source: RefSeq, a predicted model, not a curated record